Messenger RNA from Hibiscus syriacus, 944 nucleotides. RefSeq names its product zinc finger A20 and AN1 domain-containing stress-associated protein 7-like. The record is from RefSeq and is a predicted model, not a curated record. The transcript has 2 exons. Gene Ontology annotation, molecular function: DNA binding; zinc ion binding. NCBI's taxonomy places the organism in Eukaryota, Viridiplantae, Streptophyta, Magnoliopsida, Malvales, Malvaceae. The coding region runs from base 177 to 692 and encodes 171 amino acids. Gene Ontology annotation, biological process: proteasome-mediated ubiquitin-dependent protein catabolic process.
UUUAUGACUCUUAAAUAAUAAAGCUGAUCAUCGUCUUCGAAUUUCCUGAAUUGUCUUUCUCAUCGUACGACGCCGACCUAAACAAUAUUACAACGAGAAGCGAAUAAUCUCCGAUUAUCGAAUUAACGAGGAAACCGAAGCAAACGUGCACAGAAGGAGAGAAAAGAAAAGAUACCAUGGGUUCUGAACAGAAUGAAGGAACCAGCUUCCCGCCAUCUGAGCCGAAGCUUUGUGCCAACGGCUGUGGUUUUUUUGGCACAGCAUCGAAUAUGAACCUAUGCUCCAAGUGUUAUAGAAACCUCCGGGCUGGGGAGGAGCAAGCUGCAAAGGCCAAAGUUGUCAUGGAGAAAUCUCUCGGUGUCGAAGCAAAGCUGGACGAAGUAGUUGCGGAGGCAUUUAAGCGUGUCGAGGAGCCAUCUCAUGUGGCCUCCUCCUCGACAGCAGUUGAGCAACAAACGACUGUUAUUGUUGCUGCUGGUCAACCGGCUGAGCCAAAACUGGCAAACAGGUGCUUUAUCUGCAGAAAGAAGGUUGGAUUGACUGGGUUUAAGUGCAGAUGUGGGAGUACCUUCUGUGGCGAGCAUCGUUACCCGGAAAAACACGAGUGCUCCUUUGAUUUCAAGGGUGCCGGACGAGAUGCCAUUGCCAAGGCAAAUCCCGUCGUGAAAGCCGAUAAGGUGAAACGGUUCUGAAAGGAGUAGAGGCAAGUUUGCGCAAGUCGUGUCGUUGAAUGAAUUUACCUUCUCUGUCUUGCCUACUGUCUUCCCGAGGUUUCCACUAGGUUUAGGGCCAGUGGAAAGGUGUGGGCUGUUUUAAUGUUAUUGCUAGUGUUAUAUCGGGGUUGGGAAUGAUUGCGACUGUAUUGUUGCUCUGCUUUAGUUGAUUCCAUUAUCAAAAUGGAUCAAGUGAAUUAUGAAUGUGUUUACUAUUGAAUUCGCUUUGAA